CUCUGACCCGCCGCCCACAGGCUGUGUCCUGGGGCAGUUGUCUCCCGCCCGGGUGCGGCUGGUGGGGCCGGGCCGGGCCGCAGGGGCCGAGGGAGGCUCGGUUCAAACAGCAUGCCUGGGUCUCUUCCUGUAAAUGCUGAAGCCUGUUGGCCAAAAGAUGUUGGAAUUGUUGCCCUGGAGAUCUAUUUCCCUUCUCAGUAUGUUGACCAGGCAGAAUUGGAAAAAUUUGAUGGUGUGGAUGGUGGGAAAUACACCAUCGGCUUGGGCCAGUCGAAGAUGGGUUUCUGCUCUGAUAGAGAGGAUAUCAAUUCUCUCUGCUUGACUGUGGUGCAGAAGCUCAUGGAGAGGAAUAGUCUCUCCUAUGACUGCAUUGGGCGAUUGGAAGUUGGAACAGAGACAAUCAUUGACAAAUCAAAAUCUGUAAAGACUGUUCUGAUGCAACUCUUUGAAGAAUCUGGUAAUACAGAUGUAGAAGGGAUCGACACAACGAAUGCAUGCUAUGGAGGCACUGCUGCUGUCUUUAAUGCUGUUAACUGGAUUGAGUCCAGUUCUUGGGAUGGGCGCUAUGCACUUGUUGUUGCUGGAGACAUAGCUGUAUAUGCCACUGGAAAUGCUAGACCAACAGGUGGAGCUGGUGCUGUUGCCAUGCUAGUUGGUCCAAAUGCUCCUUUAAUAUUUGAGAGAGGAUUGCGUGGGACCCAUAUGCAGCAUGCCUAUGACUUUUACAAACCGGAUAUGGUGUCUGAAUACCCUGUAGUUGAUGGGAAACUGUCUAUACAAUGCUACCUCAGUGCAUUGGAUCGCUGCUAUUCUGUUUACCGCAACAAGAUCCGAGCUAAGUGGCAAAAGGAAGGAACUGACAGAGGCUUUACCUUGAAUGACUUUGGAUUCAUGAUCUUCCAUUCGCCAUACUGUAAACUUGUACAGAAAUCUGUGGCCCGGCUGCUGUUGAAUGACUUUCUUAGUGACCAGAAUCCACAGACGACAAAUAGUAUCUAUAAUGGGCUGGAAGCUUUCAGGGAUGUAAAACUGGAAGAUACAUACUUUGACAGAGAUGUAGAGAGAGCCUUUAUGAAAGCUAGUUCUGAGAUCUUUAAUCAGAAAACUAAAGCUUCUCUGCUUGUGUCUAAUCAGAAUGGAAAUAUGUACACCCCCUCAGUCUAUGGUUGCCUCACUUCUCUUCUAGCUCAGUUCUCCCCACAGCAGUUAGCUGGACAGAGGAUUGGUGUGUUCUCCUAUGGUUCUGGAUUUGCUGCCACCUUGUACUCUAUUAGAAUUACACAGGAUGCCACACCUGGUUCUUCUCUGGAUAAAAUAACUGCCAGCCUUUCUGAUCUGCAAACAAGACUUGACUCACGAAAAUGUAUUGCACCAGAUGUCUUUGCUGAAAACAUGAAGAUUAGGCAGGAAACUCAUCACUUGGCCAACUAUAUUCCACAGUGUUCAGUAGAUGAUCUCUUUGAGGGGACAUGGUACCUAGUGCGAGUGGAUGAAAAACACCGAAGAACUUAUGCACGGCGCCCAUUGCUUGGUGAUGGCCCUUUGGAAGCAGGAAUUGAUGUUGUCCAUUCAGGAAUUGUUCAUGAACAUAUCCCAAGCCCUGCUAAGAAAGUGCCAAGAAUCCCUGCAGCAACAGAACCUGAAGGUGUUACUGUUGCCAUUUCCAAUGGAGAACAUUAAGAUACCUCUAUGAGGUGGGGAAUUAAUAAAAAUGAGGGUGGGGUGGGAAAGGAAAAGGGAUUAAAUAUUAGUUAAUUUUCACUGUACAGUAAUCCUUAAUUACUGGAGCAUGGAAAACUGCUUUAAACUCCUUGAAAGGCUUUGUUUUAAUGUGGUUUGCUGACACCUUCAUGCAAUGGUUUCAUAACACUGAAGCAUGAAUGUAUUGUGGAGUGGGGCAUGCCAAGGGCUCUGAACUUGCUUGGUCUCUAAGAAAAAUGGUUCUGAAAUGGGUGAGAGUCUUGUACUUGUACCAAGGAAAUGGGAAUUCUGCCUUCAAAGCAGUUUGAGACUUUGAAGCAAAACUAAGGCCCCCUCCAAAGUCUGACCAAAAAUAAUUUUGGCCUGUAAGCUGCACUGUUUUAAUGUUAGGGUGCUUGUGUUGCCUUGUCUGAAUAUUACACAUUUUUAGCACCCAAAAAGGAUAAGGGCUGCAGAGUCCUUGUUCAAGGUGCUGUUAAUGGACUAGAGUUGCUUUCCAGUUAGUUCCGUCAGACGGAUUCAGUUGUGAUAUUUUAAAAAUCCAUUAUCAUCCACAUCCUGAUAUCCGUAUUCCAUCAUUCUAAUCGCACUAUAGACCCUAGUACCACACACAACUUUACAUAGCAGGUUUUGGCAGAACAGGGAGAAAAGGGCAUCUGUUCAAAAUAAAGGGUUUAAUUUCCCAUGUUAUCUAACCAAGCUGGCACUUUUCUCAGGCAUGUUGAAUGCACUCUUCUAAAAGACUUAAGCAUUUGAAACAACAUAAUUCUAGCAUCCAAUUCAUAAAUACUGUCAGAACCUAUCUUAACUGGCAGACCAAGAAAGGAAAAAAAAAUGACAAUUUUUCCUUAACUUUGGUCUCUUGCUUUUCUUUGUGCGUGUAUGAAUUUUCUUACUGAAUUGUGAUUGGCUUCCUAUUUCAAGCUCUUUAUUUGUUAUACAGCUAUAAACUAUUGCAGGAAUACCAUGAUUUUCUUCAACUUGCAAGCUAAGACUUGUUUGGUAUGCAAGGAGGAAACCUAAAAAGCUAAUGAGGAGUCCAUUUGGAGACUUUUGCAGGCCCAGACUGGAGGAGAACUCUGAGGCGAGCUUUGCUAGCUUGUAAAAUAUAUUUAAACUGAGCUAAUGGGUAGAACUAAGUCUUGUUAACUUUUAUUUCACUGUCCAAUUCUACCAAGGUUCAUUGUCUAACACAACUUUGCAGAAAUGAUAAAAUGUGUAUCAAGAUACAAAAUGCAGACUUCUGGUGUAAUGUAGUGUUUGUAUAAUCUAUUGUAUGUCUGUCACUUGUUCGGCUUUGAUAACAUUUUGGAUUUGUACAGUUAAGAGUUGCUAAAAUAGUAUUGUUUUACUAUGAACUCAUGGAGGUCAGCGGCCUAAGAUCUUCCACCAAAAGUGAUGGAAGAAUAAUGCAUGGAGAUUUUAUUGUGCAAGUGUUUGGGCUUUAAGUUUCAUGAAAGCAAGUUAAUGUGGUACAAGAAAAUAAGUCUGUUCCAGAAUAAAGUCCAUUGCUGGCAAUGGACAGUCUAAGAAGUACUGGCACAAAAAUUAACCUCAUAAACCUUGCUAACACUGAAGAUUCUUUGUAAAAUAAAGUUUUAGAGAUAUGG
Messenger RNA from Gavialis gangeticus (Gharial), 3311 nucleotides. It is a transcript of the gene HMGCS1, whose product is annotated as 3-hydroxy-3-methylglutaryl-CoA synthase 1. Lineage: Eukaryota; Metazoa; Chordata; Crocodylia; Gavialidae. The record is from RefSeq and is a predicted model, not a curated record. Bases 112 to 1680 code for a protein of 522 amino acids. Gene Ontology annotation, cellular component: cytosol. The transcript is spliced from 10 exons. Gene Ontology annotation, biological process: acetyl-CoA metabolic process. Gene Ontology annotation, molecular function: hydroxymethylglutaryl-CoA synthase activity.